AAUGAAAAUCACCGCUGUCAUUCUGGGUUCUGUCUUCAUAUGCUCAGUUUUGGCAUAUGACUGGGAGGGUCUUGACUAUGAGGACAACAGCCUUGAAGUGGUCAAGGGUGAGGAAAGGGCACAGUUACCUGGUAUGUGCUGGGGAUGCAAGUGGAUCUUAAACAAGGUCAAGAAAUCCAUCUCUAACGGCACCACACAGGAUGAGAUUCAAGGGAAGCUGCGAGCUGCUUGUGACCAAAUAGGCUUCCUCAGGUCUGCCUGUAAGGGUUUUAUUAAAAGAUACAUAACUGUGCUGAUAGAGGAGCUCUCCACCACCGAUGACGUGAGGACCAUCUGUGUCAAUGUCAAGGCCUGCAAACCAAAGGAACUCAUCUACAUGUGAGACACAAAAGGGAGGACAACUUGGGAACCCCAUUUCAAUUGUUGCCAAAAGCUUAGCUAAGUGAAUGAUAUUUGAACAAUACUGUCCAAUGUAUUCACUCACUGUUUUAAUUCAUAUUUUAUUGCUGUCUUUUGAUAUUUUAUUUUAUUUUCUCAACCUCUUAA
Alosa sapidissima (American shad) is the source of this 546-nucleotide messenger RNA. Its product is annotated as antimicrobial peptide NK-lysin-like. The transcript has 5 exons. The record is from RefSeq and is a predicted model, not a curated record. Bases 2 to 382 code for a protein of 126 amino acids. Gene Ontology annotation, biological process: lipid metabolic process; defense response to bacterium. NCBI's taxonomy places the organism in Eukaryota, Metazoa, Chordata, Actinopteri, Clupeiformes, Clupeidae.